AUGUACUUCCCCACUCGCCGUCUCAAGAACUGGUGGAACGGCAAGAUGGGCAAGGCCAGAGACAUGUCUCUCGUUCGACUUCUUUCCGAGGUUUCCUCCUCUGCCAGCAGCAAGGAGCGUGAGCCUCCCUUCUCUCUCUCGACUAAGGAAUUAUACCGAGAAGACAUCCUUGAGAUAUUUCACUUGAAAGAGUCCACUGCCAAGGAAGAAGAAUUAGACUGGGCUGUGGAUCCUAAGAAGAAAGGCAGACUCCCCGCUGCAUUGAGUAAGUGGCACAUCCGCGCCGCACAAGCGACACAGAGAAAGCAACCAGCUAACAGUAGUUUGCUCACAGAAUAUUAUUUUCGAUGGUUUGACGAUAAUUUCCCUCCUUCAGAACUCGACGUCAAAGGAACACGCGGGAAGGCCAAGUGCCUCUUGGACCGAGCCGCCAGAGAGGAUAGAAAGCUCUUCAUCCGAGCGGCCGAUUCCGACCAGGACUGUUACAAGGAUUUCUUCAAGAUCUUGUACGAAACUAAACUCACCUACAAAGUCCGUUACGAUCAUCAGACUCGCGCCCUUCACGGGGUAGCUGACAUGACUGUCUGGUGGGGAGAUCCAAGAAAACUGGGCACCAACCUGGCUAUCCACCACGUCUGGCCCGGUGAUAACUGGGAAACGAGAGUCAACGAAUGUCUUGCUUAUCUCGCGAUGGGUCGUGAAGUGCGCAAGCGGGCUGGCCACCAGAACACAGCGAUGUAUGGCAUGUGUACCGACGGUUACAGAUGGAUCUUCCUCAAGAUCCACAGCGAUGGACGCGUUUCCUUCAGCCCCGACUUGAAGUACUCGCGCGUUCCUGAGGCCGAGGAAAUUCUAGCCCACACACGCCGCAUCCUCGAAGAGGCUACUAAAAUGAAACCACCCCAGCCACGAGGCCGGCGGUCCCGGUUUAUGAACAAGCUGAAGGAUAAGAUUCUCAAGCCAGAAGACCUAGUGAGCCCUUGGGACUGUGGGGAUCCUGCAGUCCUCCAGGAACCAGAGGAGAUGCGUUACAGGUGGUUCUAGUCGCUUCACAAGGGCGACGAUAUAUCGAUACACUUGUGCUCUAUCUAUCCCUUUGACUACGAGCUCUUGGCUCUUUACGACAUGCACGUUCACUGCUUUCUUGCGUUGAUGAAAAACUGACGACUGGCGAUGAUCGAAGAUGGCUCUUUUUUUUUCCCUCUUCCUCUUUCUCCGUUUCUUUGCAAUUUCUUGGGUCAGGUCCCUGUUUAAGGGUCACAUUGCAUACAUCUUUUCCCUCGUCUAAUCAUAUUCUGGUCGACGUUUGUCUUUUCUUUCGAGCCAGCAUUGAGC
Molecule: messenger RNA, 1335 nt
Organism: Penicilliopsis zonata CBS 506.65
Lineage: Eukaryota; Fungi; Ascomycota; Eurotiomycetes; Eurotiales; Aspergillaceae
Exons: 3
Coding region: 1-1044 (347 amino acids)
Source: RefSeq, a predicted model, not a curated record